Bradysia coprophila is the source of this 2886-nucleotide messenger RNA. RefSeq lists its product as uncharacterized. NCBI's taxonomy places the organism in Eukaryota, Metazoa, Arthropoda, Insecta, Diptera, Sciaridae. The record is from RefSeq and is a predicted model, not a curated record.
UUCAACUCAUGCUGAGGUAUCUACUGAGUUAGUUGUAUACGUACACCAUCAUCAUGUAAGUGAAUUCAAUUGGAACGAUACUUUGGAAAUUUAAAUAUUUCGUCCAUUUCAGGCAGUUAUUUUUGUGCUCGAUACUAUUAAUCUAUCGCUUCAAUUGUGAGUGUAUUGCAGAAAAUAUCUCAGAUCCUAAUAUGAAUGUGUCGUCAAGAAGGGCAGGAUUGAUAGGCGAGACAUGGACUGCAACUAAUUUCACCCAAUUGAACGAAGCCGGAAAUUUUUUUCAGCUAUCGUUCGAUGAUCAAAGAAUAUUAUUGGAAUAUGACAUUGACUUUCAGGGGUUUCAAAUUCCUUUGAAAUAUGUUUUAGCUGCUGACGCCAAAUCAUUACAAUUUUUACGAAUAAAUGACGUCUUAAGCCAUACAAUGAGAUUAGGAGCUGAUGUGAAAUUCGAUGCCAGUCAAUGCUCUAAGGAUAAAAAUUUCCUACAAAAUCGAACGAAUGGUAUAUACCGAAACUACAAUCGAAACCGAUAUGACGAGGUGGAUAUGGAUACUGUCAUAGCUGACGCAAGGAUCAACAAACGUAUCUACCUCAGCGAUAUACCAACAGUGGACAUUCCAGAUUUUGCCAGAGUAGUGGCGCAACAACUUAAGAAGAAACUGCCGUGGUAUUGGAUAGUGUCACUCAAUCUUCAAAGUGUUAGUAACGUUGCCGAGAAGUUUGAAGAUCGGGAAGCAGUAUCAGCGUACAUUUCCAAGAAUGUUCUCAACCUAACCGAUUUCGAGGAGAAAGCAUUUCACGACAUUUUCACCAGCAAUCGAGUCAUUUUUCUGGUGACACUUUCGGCUGACUUAAAUCGUGAAAACGCCAGCAGGGAAAUCCGUUUGCUAAACGCAAUCAAAAGGGAAUCCGACAAUCAACUUUGGAUAUUCGGCUCGGUGCGAAAUUUUGAUCUAAUAUCUCGCCUUAGCAUGACCGUUUACAGACAGCUCCCAAUAGAAGAUAAUUUUUGGGUGCGCUCAGCGGAUAAACUGUUUUACGCGUGGGACAAAUUCGACAGGCGACAGGCAAAAGAUCGUAAUGAAUGGAGGUUGGAGUUGUCCGUAUGGGCAAAUAUUUCAAUUGAAAAUUCCUUACAUUGUGACGAUCACGACGAUGUUUGGGAUAGAUCAUUAUACGGAAUAUUCAAACACUACACCGACAUUAUCAUCAGCUCAAUAGAAUCGCCAACGCUAACCAGAACAGACGUUGAGUCCAUCUAUCAACACCGAGCCAUGCAGACUCUAUUUCCCAACUACUAUCAAGGCCAUUUAGCCGAAUCAUGGUUUCCUAACUUGCCGAUGGUCGAUUUCAGUACGCUUAACUUUGACCGGAGUUUCAUUUAUAGAAAUAGGAUUCAUGCAGUCACUGCUGAAUUUUUUGUCGUUGAAUUUUUUAGGCAGAGACUGUUUGCGUCCGGAAAAAACGUCACCGAUUCCAUACCGAACACAUUGAAGGCAAUUCUCAGCGAUUGGGAUCAAUACGAUAAAGUGCAUGUGUUUAUGGAAGGCCUUUACACGUUUCUGCUUUCCGGCACACAGACUGAAGCCUUGAACGGUGCCGUCAAGCAUUUUGAACAAUUUUACACUACCGCAAAACUUCAACAAAUUUUGAUCCAUGCGAUAUAUUUAGGUGACGUGAACACGGUUAAGAUCAUAGCAAAAACUUUCGAAAAUAAUCCAAAAGAACUGUGCGAGUUACUCGACUAUAAAGCUGGACCGGUAGGUGAAGCAGCUGAGUUUCAGUCAGUUGAUUUCGUGGAAAGGUUGCUGAAACUGUUACGUGAUCAAUUAGAUGCCGACUGUUUUAAGAAUUUGUUCUUCAAGAGAGGAAUCUACGACCGAAAUCCGAUAUUUCUUUCUGCCGAACGAAUGGACAAUUUUGAUUUUCUCUUAAACCAUCCAAUUGUUCCUUUAACCAGCAAUGAAAAAGCUUAUCUAUUGAUGGAAUUUGAUGAGAAAGGUAAAAACGUUUUGGUAAAUCUAAUGGACUUUCGUAAAAGUAAAUGUUUUUCAAACGCAUUCAAAGCUAUGGGUCAAUUUCUCGACAAGGAGCAUGCGAAAGAGCUGCUUUAUAUCGACCCAUUUCUUAAACAACUUCAUUCCAUUGAUUUCGAUUUAGUUAGUCCGGAAAUCUUUGACGUACUUCUUCAUUGGUCUAAAGUCUACUCGUUGAGGAAUGAAACGAGAAAAAUUUUCGUUAUGGAAAAUUCUCAGUAUUUGCGUUCACGUUUGUUGCGAGACGCAAAUUCUUUUGUUGUUGAAGCAUUUUGGUCAUUUUUUGAGACAGUUUACAGAAGCAGCUCUGAGCGGAAAGUAUUUCUCAACCAAAAUGAAGAUAUAUUGCAGGACGCCAUGCAUAACAACGACAGAAAAGUUUUCAGUUUUGUUAAAGAGAAAUUUGACCUGUUGCUCGGACCACAAAAAUCCAAGACUCUGAUAUGGGAUCUGAUGUUAGAGUCAGUCUAUCGAUUUCAUCAUCGUCAACUUGAAGAGAUUGACUUUUACUGGCCAUUUUUUGAAGAAAUUUAUCGCAAUCAGGAGGAGCGAAGAGUGAAAUUGAAGGAAAAAGACAGUUCGCACAGAACAUUACUAUAUCUGGCCUGGUACGAAUCAAUCAACAAAUAUUGGUUUGUAGUGGAAAAGUACAAUGAGCUGUUGAAUCAAGACGAAAUGCACCGAGCUGAAAGAAAUGAAUCCGAUUCGCCGUGGUAUAUGAAACUUUGGAACCAUUUAUGGUUUUCAAGUUAAAAUAAUCCAGAAUCUUGGUUUAAUCUUAGUUUAAUUUGAUUUUGUCGUUGAUGAUAAAAGUAAUGUUCAUUCAUCUAGUUAAUCAAUAAAUUGCAGU